UUACAAAAUAAGAAGAAAAAGAAUAGAGGAUAAAAAGUGCCGCUGAAAAAGUGUUAAAAGUAAUGUUUUAAGUGAAAUUACAAAGUAAAAGUUUGUAAAAACAGCAGCGCAAUGGACGUGCAGCCGCCGAGAGAUGCCAGUUUACGCAAUAUUAUCGACAAGCUGGCGGAGUUUGUGGCCCGGAACGGGCCUGAAUUCGAGGCCAUAACGAAGCAGAAGCAGCAGAACAAUCCCAAGUUCGAGUUCCUGUACGGCGGCGAGUAUGCCAGCUACUAUCAAUUCCGGGUGGCAGCGGAGCAAACGCUGCUAAAGCAGCAGGGCAUUCCUCAACAAAUGCCGCCGGGCACCCAAGGCGGCGGCCACUACAUGCAACAUCCUCCGCCCAUGCAGCAAUCCCAGCCGCCUGGCCACUAUCCGCCACUCAACCACCAGCAACACCCGCCAGAGAACGCACAAGACAACAUGCAGCAGCACCAACAGCAGCAAUCCCAGCACAUGUGGCCACCAAACUCGGGCCAAGGUGGACCGCCAAAUAACCAGCAGCAGCAGCAAGCCAAUGGAAAUGCCAUGGUCAUGAACCUAACCUCCCAAUUGGAUGCCAUUAAGCUGCAACAGAAGACGCUGCGGGAACAAAUCAAGCAAUCCGAAGCGAAUCUCUCCGCACAACACACGGCGCUGAUGAACCAGAAGACGAAACAGAUCGAGGAGGCGAUCGCCGGGGCGCAGACGACGCAGCUGGAGCAGCUGGCCGGGGAGCAGGGCAUAGUGCUGAGGGACUUUGACGGCGUCCUGCAGCCGAUCAUAGAGUCCUGCACCAAGGACAGUAUCUCUGCAGGCAAGAACUGGAUUUUACAGCAUUCAACCGACAGCGCAAAAAUCAAUGUCGUUUUACAAUAUCUUUUAAAGAAGGCUUUGGUCAAUGGUUCAACGUUUCAGCAAAAAUUGCAUCUUAUAUAUUUAGUUAAUGAUAUACUCCACCACUGCAUGCGCAAGAACAUCAAUGACUUGAAGAACAACCUCGAGAAUGUCGUCAUUCCGAUGUUCUGCAGCGCCGACUUGAUUGCCAGCAAUGAUCAGCGCCAGAAGCUUGCCAAACUGCUGUCCUUGUGGGAGUCCAAGGCCAAGUUCUUCGAUGCCUGCGUCAUCUCCAAGCUACAGUCGCCGGACUCAUCCAUGCAGGAGUACAAAACCAAUCUGCAGAACACGCAUCCCGACAUAACCGCCAAGUUCACCCAGAACACCAAGGCCACCCUAGACAACUACCAAAAACAGCAUCAGAUAUUCAUCCAACAUGCCAGCCAGCAGAUUGCCCAGUUGGAGCAGCAGCGCCAGCAGCUGGAGCAGCAGGUUAUGGUGGCCCAAAAGUCACAGCAACACAUGCUGCCACACCAAGGAGGACCAGGAGGAGGAGGAGGAAAAAACAUACCCUCGUUGAUGUCUCACCGAGUAAAUAUGCCGGGGAACCGAGAGCCACACGAAGCCCCUCAGCAUCCCCAGGCGGCGGGUAACAAUGUUUACCCGGGAGGCAACUUCCAUCAGCAACAGCAGCAGCACCCGGUCAACCCCUUUGCAGAUCCCAGGGGUCCAAACUUCUUCAUUCCGGACAUGUCAAAACCACCACCAGGCUUUGCCGGACCCAUGCUCCAUCACGGACAAGGGCCACCCAUGCAGCAGCAGCAGCAACCACAAGGACCAUAUCCACAGAUGCAGCAGGGCCAGGGAGGAGCCAACAAUGAGCCACCUGUGGAUCUGGGUGUGCUGAAUGCUGCCAUUCAGGCGGUGAUGCAGCUGCAGCAACGCCAGCCCGACGACCCGCAGCCAGGUCCUCACCAACUGCAGCAGCAGCAGCAACAGCCGCCGCCCAUGGCUGCCUAUCCUCAGACUUUGAGACCUGCUGGCCAGCCGGGUGAGCCAGUGGAUCUCGAUGUGCUCAAUGCGGCCAUUCGGGCGGUGAUAACGAAUCAACCCGAGGACGGGCAUCCGGACCAGCAGCAGCAGCACUCAUCGGAGGAUGGCCAGCAGCCAGAAGGAGACUCUGCCGAGUCGCAAGUAGUAAUAGGAGAGCCACAAAUACCCACAGCGCCAUACUACGACCUGCCCGCGGGUCUGAUGGUGCCCCUAAUCCGGCUGGAGGACUACACCUACAAGCCCCUGGAUCCGGCGGACAUACGACUGCCAGCUCCGGCGCCACAAAGCGAGCGGUUGACCAAUGCAUUGAAUGCCUUUUAUGCCGCUCCCUCGCACGAUCGUCCCAGGGAUAAUGAGGGCUGGGAGAAGCUUGGUCUCUAUGAGUACUACAAGGUGAAGAAUGCGGCGCGGAAGCAAAAGGAGGAGGAGAUCAAGGAGGGCAUACGGGAGAAGUCCCGCUCACCCAGUCCCAUUGUGCUCGAAAAGCCCAAGCCUAAGAAGAGCAACAAGAGGGUUUAUCGAUCCAAGAGUCGUAGUCGCUCUCGUUCCCACACACCGCCGCCGCGCGACAGAUCACGUUCCCGCUCCCGCUCCCGAUCCAGAUCUCGAUCCAUGGAACGCGCUGUGACACCGCCACCGAUGCAACGCAACAGAUCCGGCGGCGGCGGAGGAGGAAGUGGCAGCAAUCGCAAGGGUCGCAACCGAUCGCCGCGUCACGAACGGGAGAACAAUAACAGCAACACCAACAAUAAUCGGGAGAAUCGUGCCGAUCGCAGCAAUGUGGGCAACACAGGGAACAAUGGUAACAACGCCCUACGACGAGUAGAGCGCGACAGAUCCCCAACUCCUCCGAGUUUUCUGGGCGGCAACUUUGCCAAGCCUCAGGAAUUCAUCGAGGAGUCAAACAAGGGCCACCAAAUGCUCAUGAAAAUGGGCUGGGCGGGCACUGGCACGGGACUGGGCUCAAAGAACCAAGGCAUAGAUACGCCCAUCUCCGGUGGUGAAGUCCGAGAUCGUCGGGAAAUGUACAAGGGCGUGGGGGCCAACAUGCACGAUCCGUUUGAGAGCUUCCGCAAGAACAAGGGCGCUGCCUUUGCACAUCGCAUGCGCACCCGGGACGACAAGAGUUAAGGAUCUGAGGCAGUUUAAAAGCUCCUCCCACGUUUUAUUUUAUUUUUUGUUUCCUCAGCCACAAAGAGAAAUACAUUUUUAUAAAAGCAA
Messenger RNA from Drosophila kikkawai, 3129 nucleotides. RefSeq names its product SR-related CTD associated factor 6 (gene scaf6). Gene Ontology annotation, molecular function: RNA binding. The record is from RefSeq and is a predicted model, not a curated record. Gene Ontology annotation, cellular component: perinuclear region of cytoplasm. Gene Ontology annotation, biological process: intracellular calcium ion homeostasis; RNA processing. NCBI's taxonomy places the organism in Eukaryota, Metazoa, Arthropoda, Insecta, Diptera, Drosophilidae.